CGGGGCGCGCGACUUGCACACGCACCCAAGUGCGUCAGAGAGCCAUUCCUGGGAUAUACUUAGCAGAGGAGUCUUCUCGUUUGCAUUAUGUCACAGCAGAUAGGUGAGUCUCCCCCCAAAAACGCCCGGGCUAUUUGCACAUCGGUGUGGGGACUUUAAAGCUACAAAUCCCCCGGGGCCCAAGUGCCUCUGGUCAAUGUUGACAUAGUUUAAGUUGAAGUUUAAGUAUACUUUAUUCAUCCCCUUGGGGAAAUUUAGGUACCAACAGGCAGUAGUAGGCUACAGUACAUUUGACAAACAACAAAAUCUAUUAAAAGUCAACAAGAUAAUUCAAUAUGGUCGAUAAAAGUAAAUAGGAAGUGAGCAAUAUGGCACAUAAUAACGAAAUCCAUUUAUUAAAGAGCCAGAAGUAGCCUAGAUCCAUGGCUUUAGACCCACUCCUAAAAUAAGACAUGGCCGCCCACACACCUGGGUGGUUCAUUAAAGUUGUUUAAGUAUUUUAAAAGUUUAAGUUGAAGUAUUUUCCUGUUUUAUUGGUAGGUUUUGGUUGUGAUUGUCCUGAUGUAAAAUAUGUGGCAUUUACAACUUCUGUACAAACGUAGAACACUUGCGUGUCGCGGUGCAUGAGGACCGUGCGUUGGAUUCCUAGUGUGCGUGCACGUGAGUGAAGAGGGGAAUUGAAGAAAAAAAGCAUACAACAGGCCAUGAAGUGGUCGAUGUGUUCCGUGUGUACUUUAACUUUGUGGUUAAUGUAGAGCUAGGAUGUACAUUUUAGCUCUAAUAUAAGUGUAGCCUAUGUUUUGCUAGGAUAGGCCAAUCAAAUAAGACUAGGGUUUUUACACACUUUUCUCUGCACCCCUGACUGCAUGGUGAACCGGAAUGACUGUGAAACCCAAAGAGAAGGGAGGCGAGAUUAUAUCUCGUCCCACACGAUCAAUGGACGUCAUCGAUGAGGGUCUGGGUUCGCCAGAAAAUCGUGAUCGUUUUUAGGCUAAAGCGACAGCAUCAUUGAGGGCGAAUCCAGUGACCAAUAGACCGAGAGAGAGAGAGAGAGAGAGAGAGAGAGAGAGAGAGAGAGAGAGAGAGAGAGAGAGAGAGAGAGAGAGAGAGAGAGAGAGAGAGAAACGCAGUGUGUGUGUCUGUGUGUCUGUGUGUCUGUGUGUGUGUGUGUGUGUGUGUGUGUGUGUGUGUGUGUGUGUGUGUGUGUGUGUGUGUGUGUGUGUGUGUGUGUGUGUGUGUGUGUAGGUGUACGUGUACGCGCGCGCGUACACGUAAACGCGCGCGUAAAUAAACGAGCUCCGCACUAAGGGGUUAAGGAGGGCUCGAAUAAAACCGAGCGAAAGAGUUGGAGAGCAGCAGCCAGCUACCCGGUCCCUGGUCCACGAGCAGAGCGGUUCAAUUAAGAUCAAAGAGGCAGAACGGAGACAGCAGAAACACCCAACUGAUUAACAGCAGGGGUCCCGUCACGGCGACCGGAGACACCCGACUGAUAAACAGCAGGGGUCCCGUCACGCGACCGGAGACACCGGAGUGAUUAACCGUCGGGGUCCCGACACGGCGACCGGAGAGCCGAGCCAGAGCAGAAAGGAGCCCGACGCGACCGGAGGACCGGAUAGACCGGAGGACCGGACCGAUGGUCCGCACUGCGCUGCUCUCGGAGAAAACUCUUCAGGUGGAUUAGCCGAGGACGUUCUGUUUGAAAGCGUGCGAAAUGGAUCCCUCCUGUAAGCUUCCUGCUGAGACGACGGGAACGUCGGUAGAAGAAGAGCGGAUUUAAAGUCCCGGUCAACAGGAGGCGCAUCAAGUAACCCUUCUUAAGGAACCCGUUUCACGCCACGAGAUCUCGCCGCGAUGCCCGAAGCGACCGCCAAGAGCGCCGCGAUGACGGUACCGCCGUCCCCCGAGCGCGUCCCGCCGGCGGACAAACCCAACAACAACAACGAGGAGGAGGAUCUCUGCGCCCCGGCUCCCGCCCCCGCCCACGUCAGCAUCCCAUUGGUCAACGAGCACCAGCUGACGGCGGCCACGGGUGGGGCGGAGCUGUCGUGCUACCGCUGCACCGUGCCGUUCGGCGUGGUGGUGCUGAUCGCCGGCGUGGUGGUCACCGCCGUGGCCUACAGCUUCAACUCCCACGGCUCCACCAUCUCCUACUUCGGUCUGGUGCUGCUGUCCGCCGGCCUGCUGCUGCUGGCCGCCAGCGUCGCCUGCUGGAGGGUCAGGCUGGGCCGCCGGAAGGAGCGGCGGCGGGAGAGCCAGACCACCCUGGUGGCCCCCCGCAAGAGCAUCUUCGGCGAGAGGCUGCCCCCCGGCCAGCAGAGGUGAUCGCCUGGGGGAGAGGAAACGAGACAGAACUGAGUUUGACUCAAAUUGUUUUUGAGUAACGUAUUUACAGAAGGGCGGACUGCUAAGGCCCAGGGAGGGGAGCCUUUAAGACCCCAGCCUCCAGGCCAGACUUUGAGCGGCUCAGAGGAGAGCUAGGCGGAACGAUGGGGAAGUGUUGUACGCAGAACGCAAGGCCCUUUCAUUUGUCAAACAGACACAAUACAUCUGGCCCGCAGGGCGGGGAACCCAUUCAGCCCCAGCCAGACCUCGAUGAAGAUGAAUUAUCCCUGUGUAGUGCCACGGAGAGGAAGUCAGCCAUUCCUCCAGUGAUACAUCUGUUGGCUUCACUGGGGAAAGAAGGGGGGGAGGGAAGAGAAGGAAAAAAGGAAGAAAUCCAGGAGGGUGAAUCAUCUAGCAUGUGUCCAGUUGGACGUUUCCUAAUCCUGCUGGAGCUCUGGAAGGGAAGACAUUGUUAACACAGCCUUAUGCCCUGGGAUGGUACUUAUAUUAGCAUUUAGUUAUUAACCAGUGUUAAGAGACAUUGAAAGGUUCCUUUGUGAAGGGGGAUUGAUGAGGCCCGUAUGAACGACAUGUAAGGAGAGAAGGCAAAUGCGUCAAACAGCCUUGAAUGUGUAUAUUCAUUAUCUAAGCACUUUACUCAAAAUUAUCCAAGCUACUAUCCAAACUAUUCUUUGUAAUGACAAAGCGUGCCGGCAUCUGGUGUAUUGUCUGUACCUCCUGUCGGUGUACGCAGCAUAUCAACGUGUACUGUGAUCAUUCUGCACCGCAGAAUAUUGUGCAUGGCUCGCCUCUGAGCGGCGGAGGCAUGAAUUGUUAAUAGACGUUCAAAAGGUUAAAUAAAGCGUUCAUUAGACAUUCA
Molecule: messenger RNA, 3202 nt
Organism: Gadus macrocephalus (Pacific cod)
Lineage: Eukaryota; Metazoa; Chordata; Actinopteri; Gadiformes; Gadidae
Gene: tmem100a
Product: transmembrane protein 100a
Exons: 2
Coding region: 1852-2322 (156 amino acids)
Biological process (GO): cellular response to BMP stimulus
Source: RefSeq, a predicted model, not a curated record